This is a messenger RNA of Blepharisma stoltei, 640 nucleotides long. The record is from the annotation of a GenBank genome assembly. Lineage: Eukaryota; Ciliophora; Heterotrichea; Heterotrichida; Blepharismidae.
AUGGGAACCAGGAAAGUCCAAGGAUUAUAUAAUUCAGAUUUUGAUAGAAAUGUCACGAAUGGUGUCAAUAUCCCGCUAAAUUACAAUUUUGACGCGAAUUCUUUCAAUGAAGAUAGAAGAUAUUCAAUGGCUUUGCCAUUGCAUCAACAAAUCCAUAUCCCAGAAACCCACUCUUUUUGUAAGCCUAGAAAUGAAGUUAUAGAAGAUAAGUACACACCAAAACCAAGCAAAUCAAUUAACAUUGAUGACCCGCUAAUAUCGACAACGCCGAUAAUGGUAUAAAUAUAAGCAGCACCCAAAAGAUUCCAGGACCCGAGCAAUUCCUUCAAUCAAUUUAGAAGAGCAAUCACAAAUAGCAGAUUUCCAAGAAGGUGAAUGCAAAAUUGAACCAUGGAAGCGUAUGAUUGGCAAUGCUAGUGAACUUAUGCUUCUUAAGGUAAAUUCAACAUAGUUUCAGGAAACUCUGAUGGUAGAAAGAACAAUAAUGCUUGAAAUUAUAAAUAAAGACUCAAAACGAGACCAAUUGUUGUUGGAGCUAACCAAAAAAUUGGAAACUCUGAAUAGAGAAAAUGCCAUUUUGGCCUUGGAAAAUAAGGGAUUGCAUGAUAUGAUACACACAUGAAAUUCACAGAUCAUUUAA